AUGGCGCCCCCAACAGCGACGGCAACGACGACCGAAUCGGCCACAGAGCCUGCUGUUGGUACAUUCCGAGAAAAUCUUACUUUUACCUCGGGGAAACCCGAAUUUAAGGCAUUCCCAAAACCCCCAGUCUUCGAAGACAAAUACAAGGAAAGAGAGUACCUUAAGGGAAGAUUGGCUGCUGCGUUCCGCAUCUUCGGCAAGAAUGGAUUCGAUGAAGGAGUAGCUGGCCAUAUCACGAUUAGGGACCCUGUUGACCCGACUACGUUCUGGGUGAACCCGUUUGGGGUGGCAUUCUCUCUCAUCAAAGCUUCCGACUUGAUUCAGGUGGACCACGAGGGAAACGUCGUCGACGGUGGUCCAGUACGAUUGUUGAAUACCGCCGCAUAUGCAAUUCACUCUGCCAUCCACACGGCUCGAGAAGAUGUCGUGUGUGCCGCCCAUAGUCACAGCAUUUAUGGACGUUCUUUUUGUGCCCUCGGACGACCACUUGAUAUCAUCACGCAGGAUUCCUGCGCAUUUUACAAAGACCAUGUCGUUUACGAACAAUUCAACGGAAUUGUGUUGGCUACAGAAGAGGGCAAGAAUAUCGCUACGGCCCUAGGGAAUAAGAAAGCUGCUCUUCUUCAGAACCACGGGCUUCUCACGGUGGGCAAAACUAUCGAAGAAGCAGUUUUCUGGUUUGUUAGCCUGGAGAAGUGCUGUCACGCGCAAUUGAUGGCCGACGCUGCCGCCGCCGGGAGGGGAGGUCAGACGAUAAAAAUUCCCGAUGAGGAUGCCGAGUUUACGUAUAAAUCGGUUGGAACACCUUUCGCUGGAUAUUUCAGUGCGAAGCCGCUGUUUGAUAUGAUCCACAAAGAGACGAAUGGGGAUUAUCUGCAAUAA
Messenger RNA from Uncinocarpus reesii 1704, 882 nucleotides. RefSeq lists its product as uncharacterized. The coding region runs from base 1 to 882 and encodes 293 amino acids. Gene Ontology annotation, molecular function: actin filament binding. The record is from RefSeq and is a predicted model, not a curated record. Gene Ontology annotation, cellular component: cytoskeleton. NCBI's taxonomy places the organism in Eukaryota, Fungi, Ascomycota, Eurotiomycetes, Onygenales, Onygenaceae. The transcript is spliced from 2 exons.